AUGGCGGUUUCCCUGAGCCUCUUGCUGAGCUGGCGUGUCCGCGCUGCAGUCGCGCGCUGUGGGUUCGCGACCCGGGGGGUGGCGGGCCCGGGCCCUAUCGGCCGCGAGCCGGACCCGGAUUCCGACUGGGAGCCGGAGGAGCGGGAGCUGCAGGAGGUGGAGAGCACCCUGAAACGACAGAAAAAAGCAAUGCGAUUCCAGAAAAUUCGGAGACAAAUGGAGGCUCCAGGUGCCCCGCCCAGAACCCUGACGUGGGAAGCUAUGGAGCAGAUCCGGUAUUUACAUAAGGAAUUUGCAGAGUCCUGGUCAGUUCCCAGGUUGGCUGAAGGCUUUGAUGUCAGCACUGAUGUGAUCCGAAGGGUUUUAAAAAGCAAGUUUGUACCGACAUUGGAGCAGAAACUGAAGCAAGAUCAAAAAGUCCUUAAGAAAGCUGGCCUUGCCCACUCGCUGCAGCAGAUCCAGGGCUCCGGAGAUACCUUGAAGCUGUUCUCUGCAGGCCGCUCUGAAUCAGGCUCUUUGCUAAUGCCAGGGAAUGAAGCUUCAUCCAGAGGCCAGAGUCACAGCAUGGCUUUGAAAGUGAUAGAGUCAAAUGCUCACGGUACAAAUACACCACGGAGAUGGAAGGGAAGGAAUAAAGGAAUCCAGAGCCUGGAGAAGGAGAGCUUUGUGCCUGUCACUGCAACUGCAGGUCAUCGGAGAGAGCUGCAGAAGUGCUCUACCAGUGAUUGUGAGAGCGCCAGAGGAACUGACAGUGAUGGAUUGCCAAGUGAUGAGAAGCUGGAGGAGUUGAAGGCAGGGGUACCAGGUGACCAGAACUUCAGCAACAAAGUAGUACAGAGGGGGCGGGAGUUUUUUGACAGCAAUGGGAACUUCCUGUACAGAAUUUGAGCUGUGGCUUGGCUUGUGUAGAUGCCUAUUGAAACACAACUGGACAAGUAAAUUUGUAGCUGCCUGGAUUUCUGUGUAUGGAUUAGCCACCUUGGAAUGAGAGGAAGUGAUGAGCCUAGAAUGUGGGAGGAAAGAGCUGCUUGGAUAGAUUCAAACUUCCUGGAGCACUGCUCCCAGGCUGACCCUGGUAGAUCUUUAGUACUCAUCUUUCUUGUUUGGGCUCUCUGUACCUUGAAAACCAACCCAUGUUGCAUGUGUUGUUAAGAGUUUCUGUGAUACUUGCAAUAUAUAUUUGGGAGGAAAUGAAAACUUUGCCUUCUGACCUCAUUUCCUUCUUGAUCAAUGAAUACUAACAGUUUUGGAACUGCUUAGUCAAUUGGUUUUCCUUAUUGCAAAAUAAAGUAAAAUGUAGCAGUU
This is a messenger RNA of Lemur catta (Ring-tailed lemur), 1305 nucleotides long. RefSeq names its product neugrin, neurite outgrowth associated (gene NGRN). Bases 1 to 888 code for a protein of 295 amino acids. The record is from RefSeq and is a predicted model, not a curated record. Gene Ontology annotation, cellular component: nucleus. The transcript is spliced from 3 exons. NCBI's taxonomy places the organism in Eukaryota, Metazoa, Chordata, Mammalia, Primates, Lemuridae.